Chrysemys picta bellii (western painted turtle) is the source of this 3483-nucleotide messenger RNA. It is a transcript of the gene EPN1, whose product is annotated as epsin 1. Gene Ontology annotation, biological process: endocytosis. NCBI's taxonomy places the organism in Eukaryota, Metazoa, Chordata, Testudines, Emydidae. The record is from RefSeq and is a predicted model, not a curated record. Gene Ontology annotation, molecular function: clathrin binding; phospholipid binding. Gene Ontology annotation, cellular component: clathrin vesicle coat; endosome; plasma membrane.
CCCACAGCUCCACCCACUGGCCCGGAAAUCCCCACCCCCAGGGGCCCCCUUAGGGAGGGGCCCAGCCCCCCACCUCCUCCAGCUCUCAGAGACCCCCCCCCCGCCCAGGGGUUAGGGACCCCCAGGGGAGGGGAACCCCCCAGUCAGAGCGAAACAGCCCCCAGAGGCCCCCCCAACACAGGGGCAAAGGGGGCACCUUCCUCCUCCCCCCCCCGCAUAGGGGCCCCGGACAUGCCCCCCCUGGGCCCCCGCUCAGCCCAGCUGUAGAGGGCGGAUCAGAGGUGGUAAGGGGUGGGGGUGGGUAGGUGGGCGAGAGACCCCCUCCCUGCCCCUGAGACCCCCACCCAAGGCAGGGCAGCGGGGGGGCUCGACAUCUCCAGGGGGACGCUUCUGCCUCCCCCCUGCCCGCCCGGCUGGGGCCUGAAUCCAGACAGGAGGUGCCCACGGAAGCUCAGGCCGGCCCAAGGCCCCGGUAACGGGGAGAGGUGCCAGGAGGGGACGCCAGCCUCCCCACCCUACUGCAGACUGGGUGCGGCUUGAAGCGGACCCAGGAGUCCGGGUGACCUGAGAGGCUUCCACCUCACCCCCAACGGGAGACGUGAGAUGCGGCUCAGGCCCGGCUCACCCGUGCCGUCCCGGGCACAGAUAGCAGCCUGACCACCUCCCUGUCGCCCGCUGGUGCCAGCUCCACCCCAUUGCACAGACACAGGGGGUUUCCUCCCCCCCCCAGGACUGGGAUCCGGGGCCCCCCAUUGCACAGACACGGGCUUUUCUGCCCAGACUGGGAUCGGGGUCCCCCCUCAUUGCACAGACACAGGGAGCUUUCACGCCCCCCCACCCCCCCAGGACUGGGAUCAGAAGCCGCCCCGCUGCCGGGCCGCUCCCCCGUCCCACCCCCGCCAUGUCAACCUCAUCGCUGCGGCGCCAGAUGAAAAACAUCGUCCACAACUACUCGGAGGCGGAGAUCAAGGUGCGGGAGGCCACGUCCAACGACCCCUGGGGCCCGUCCAGCUCGCUCAUGUCGGAGAUUGCCGACCUCACCUACAACGUGGUGGCCUUCUCCGAGAUUAUGAGUAUGAUCUGGAAACGGCUCAACGACCACGGCAAGAACUGGCGCCACGUCUACAAGGCCAUGACGCUGAUGGAGUACCUCAUCAAGACGGGCUCGGAGCGUGUGGCCCAGCAGUGCAAGGAGAACAUCUACGCCAUCCAGACGCUGAAGGAUUUCCAGUACGUCGACCGCGAUGGCAAGGACCAGGGUGUCAACGUGCGGGAGAAGGCCAAGCAGCUGGUGGCCCUGCUCCGGGACGACGAGCGGCUCAAGGAGGAGCGGGCCCAUGCCCUCAAGACCAAGGAGAAGCUGGCGCAGACCUCCACGGCCUCCUCGGCCUCAGCCGCUAGUGCCCCGGCAGAGGCGGAGCAGGCCUGGCCGCAGAGCAGCGGCGAGGAGGAGCUGCAGCUGCAGCUGGCGCUGGCCAUGAGCAAGGAAGAAGCGGAGCAGGUAAGGAGCAAGCCCCCCGUCGCCGUCGCUGAAGAGGACCUGCAGCUCCAGCUUGCUCUUAGCUUGAGCAAAGAGGAGCACGACAAGGAGGAGCGGAUCCGGCGCGGGGACGACCUGCGCCUACAGAUGGCCAUCGAGGAGAGCAAGAAGGAGGCGGUGCCGGCCAAGGGCGAGGAGUCGUCGCUGAUGGACCUGGCCGAUGUCUUCACCUCGCCGGCCCCCCCUGCUGCUGGGGACCCAUGGGGUCCCCCCGCCCCCACCGACCCAUGGGGUGCCUCUGUGCCCGCUCCCGCGGGGCCGCCUGCCCCUGACCCCUGGGGAGGGACUCCUGGGGGCGUGGCUUCCACUGGUGACCCAUGGGGGGCAUCCGCCUCUGUCACGGCCCCGGGAGACCCCUGGGGGGGGCCCCCGGCCGUCGCCAGCUCCGACCCCUGGAACCCUGAGGGGACGGGCCCUUCCCCACUCCCUGCUGGGGGCGUUGCAGUGAGCGGAGCGGCCCCCGCCAGUGACCCGUGGUCGUCAGGCCCAGCCGCAGCCCCCCAGGGGAAACCCGCGGCCGACCCCUGGGCCCCCGCGCAGACCUUCCCCGACCGCUGGGGAGGGUCGCCUUCGAGAGCCAGCACCAACGGCACCGCAGCCGGUGGCGCCUUUGAGCCGGACGAGUUCUUGGAUUUCGACAGCCUACGCCCGGCGCUGCCCAAGUCAGGGAGUAGCACAGGGGAGCUGGACCUGCUGGCCGGGGAGGUGCCGGUGUCGCGCUCGUCCGGCGCCCGGAGCCCCAGCACCUUCGACAUGGCGGCUGUCGGGGGCUCGCUGGCCGAGGCCUCCAAACCCACCCGCAAGACCCCCGAGUCCUUCCUGGGCCCCAACGCCGCCCUGGUGGACCUGGACUCGCUGCUCAGCAAACCCCACGCGCCCCCCACCAUCAAGACCUCCAACCCCUUCCUGGCCACAGGGACGGCGCCCGCGCCCGUGGUGUCGGCACCGGGAGCAGCCGCCGGUGCCUCGGCCACCAACCCAUUCCAGCCGGCCCAGCCUGCCUCGCUGACCCUCAACCAGCUCCGCGUCAGCCCUGUCAUGGGGCUGUGCCCCCCCGCUGCCCCCUUCGCCCCCCCCAUGGUCUCAGUCACCCCCCUGGGGCCAGUCGUGCCCCUGGCCUCUGUCUCCCCCAUGGUUGGGGUCCCGCCCCCUGGCCUGUCCCCCAUGGCCAUGCCCCCCAUGAUGCCCCCCCAGCCUGUCGUACCCACCAGCGCCUCUGUCCAGUCCAUGGGCAACACAAACCCCUUCCUGCUAUAAGGGGGCUGGCCCGGGGGUGGGGGGCAUGAGGGGAGCCCCCCAAGGGGCUGCUGGGGGGAGGGGGAAGGGAGCCCUGGGGCAGCCCAUGCCAUGGGGGGGGCAGGUGGGAGGGGCUGCUGGGUGUGGCAUCAGAUUCUCCCCUUCAUGGGCAGUACCCCCCCGUUACCUGAGAAUUCAUAAGUGGGGGCAGUGUUAAACCCCUCUCCCUGCAUAGCUCCACCCCCAUUGAGGCCAUGCCUCACCCUAAGCUCCCCUCCAAGUCCUGCCCCAUCUCUCGGAAGUGGGGGUGCUCCUGCACCUUUAAGUUAUAGCUGCCCCCCCCCCCCCCGGGACAUGCGGGGGCCCUGCUGCUGGGGGGAGGCAGUGAUGGCUGCCAUGACACCUCCCCCACGCCAGCAUCUCCUUUGGAGCCACCUGGGCGGGGCCACUGGACACCCCCCCUGAGGGAUUUGCAGUCGGGGGGGGCUGCCUUAAUCACCCCCCCACCCCCCAAAAAAGCUCACGGAGCAGGGCCAGCCAGGCCGGCAGUAGGAUAAACCUAGGACUGGACCCCGCCGGGGCUCUGCUGCCGGCCUGUGGACUGAAGUGUGUGGGGGGGGCAGUUCUGAGCCGCACAUGCCCCCCUGUCCCUGCCCAGGAUGUGCCGCAUCGACAGCACCCCCUGCUGGCCGUGUGGUCGUAAUCCC